Messenger RNA from Penicillium arizonense, 336 nucleotides. RefSeq lists its product as uncharacterized. The transcript has a single exon. The coding region runs from base 1 to 336 and encodes 111 amino acids. The record is from RefSeq and is a predicted model, not a curated record. NCBI's taxonomy places the organism in Eukaryota, Fungi, Ascomycota, Eurotiomycetes, Eurotiales, Aspergillaceae.
AUGCCUGAGGUCACUGGCCCCGUUGAUCACAGGCGAUGUUCUGAUGGUCCAGGCAAAACCCAAUCCUUUCGAGCAUCGCCCGAAAAGAACCAGGAAGGCCUCCAUGACAGGAGAGAUGAUCGGUCCAAGAUGACUGUAGAGUUGGUGAACCAUCUACAGAACGUCACCAUAAUAGCAUAUAUUGUUAUUGCGGAUCAAGAGGCUUUUCAGACUGGACGGUUACGGCUACUCUGUUUGGAUGCUAAACGAAACAUUGUCCGGGAGGUUCGCGUUGAUCGGAAGCCAGCUGAGAUCAUGCAACUUAUUCGCCACUCGAUCCCAAUAUUCGGACCUUGA